AUGGACAACCUUCCACCGGAGGUGCAGCAUAUUUUGGCACCCGCCUCGGGCAUUCUUUCGGCCACGCAACUUAAUCAGAUGGCUGAUUGGCUUAUGGAGAUGCACGAUUUUUCCAAGCCGUCUAUUUCAGCACUCUCAACUCCCUCAGCUCCUCCUGCGUCUCCCAUUUCGCAGUUAGAGAUCGAGCUCAACAAGCUGACCGAUGAUAUAGCCGCUCUCCAGAAGCCCGCAGUUUCUGCCUCAUCUCGGAGCCAACCGCAGCCGUCCACCCCGCAUGUCCAGUCUUCUCAUUCAGCCAGUCCAAACGCAGCUGCCACUUGCUGGUACCACACUACUUUCGGUGCUAAAGCCCGUCGCUGCAUCUCUCCUUGCUCCUUCACUUUCAAGCAGAAAAAACGGGUGAAACCGGUCAGCCGGAAGGUCAGUGCAAGCAAUCUUUCCGAUAGCUCUAACCCUGGUCGCACAUUUUACGUCCGCGACACCAGGAGUGGCAGACGUUUCUUGGUUGACACUGGUGCCCACUUAAGUGUCAUUCCACCCACACCAGCUGAUCGUCGGUGUCCCAAUCCCGGUCUUUUCCUACAGGCCGUCAACACAUCGCCGAUUACCACAUUUGGCACCUGCUCCCUCUCUCUGGAUAUCGGUCUCCGGCGUCUCUUCCCUUGGGUCUUCGUCAUUGUUGACAUCCCCUGUGCAAUUCUCGGUGCAGAUUUUCUCGCCGCUUUCGAUCUUCUGGUCGACUGCCGUCAGUCACGUCUACGCGACAAGACCACCAACCUCACUGUCCGGGGUAUCUCUUCCUCCGACACCUCCCGUCAUCAUGCCGUCUUGGACCCUGAACCCGAGAAUCCAUUUCGGCAACUCCUCGCCAAAUACCCCGGCCUCACUCGCCCCAACUUCAACGUUUCUAUUCCACCACAUGACGUUGUUCACCACAUACGGACCACCGGCCCUCCCGUGUUUUCUCGCCCCCGCCGUCUCGCGCCUACACGUCUUGCUGCCGCCAAGGCCGAAUUCGAGCACAUGCUUCAAAUGGGCAUCAUCCGCCAGUCUGAAAGCCCAUGGGCCUCACCCCUCCACCUGGUUCCAAAAGCCGCCACUGGUGACUGGCGCCCCUGCGGUGAUUAUAGAGCCCUGAACAACGUUACUGUCCCGGACCGCUACCCUGUCCCACAUCUUCAGGAUUUUGCCGGUGCCCUAUUCGGCAAGUCUGUAUUCUCGAAGAUCGAUCUGGUCCGUGCUGUCCACCAAAUUCCCAUAGCCCCAGAGGACGUUUCGAAGACGGCCGUUACCACCCCCUUCGGCCUCUUUGAGUUCCUGCGCAUGCCGUUUGGACUUCGCAACGCCUCCCAGACCUUCCAAAGGUUCGUAGACAGAGUGCUUCGCGGCUUACCAUUUGUCUAG
This is a messenger RNA of Spirometra erinaceieuropaei, 1404 nucleotides long. NCBI's taxonomy places the organism in Eukaryota, Metazoa, Platyhelminthes, Cestoda, Diphyllobothriidea, Diphyllobothriidae. The record is from the annotation of a GenBank genome assembly.